Messenger RNA from Mercenaria mercenaria, 3249 nucleotides. RefSeq names its product glucose dehydrogenase [FAD, quinone]-like. Gene Ontology annotation, molecular function: oxidoreductase activity, acting on CH-OH group of donors; flavin adenine dinucleotide binding. The coding region runs from base 167 to 1990 and encodes 607 amino acids. The record is from RefSeq and is a predicted model, not a curated record. NCBI's taxonomy places the organism in Eukaryota, Metazoa, Mollusca, Bivalvia, Venerida, Veneridae. The transcript has 2 exons.
GUUUAUAUCCUCUAGCUUAAAACAUUGAGUUCAUGGAAUUGUGACGUUUUUAUCGUUCUUUUUUAUCUGUAGCAAUGGAUAAACAAAUUAUAUGUAUAAUCAAAAGGGAGGACGGAGGUUUAUUUUAAUUCAUAGCCUCUAUCCGUCUAAAUAAAAAAGAGUGACAAUGUCGUUCGCCACGCAGGGUAUCACAGUGUUAUGCAUUGCUCUUGUGUAUUACUAUUUUUUCGUUCGAGACUUCGCCUACAAACAACACAGGGAGAUUUUGUCGGACAAGGUUGAUGACGAAUACGAUUAUGUUAUUGUUGGUGGCGGAUCGGCUGGUUCCGUACUGGCUUCGAGACUUUCCGAGGACAAGAAUUCUAGAGUUCUAUUAUUAGAAGCAGGAGGUUUUUACGAUGAAAAUCCACUGUUCCAUAUUCCGAUACACUGGCUUGAACUUGAAAAUACCAGACACGACUGGGAAUAUUACACGGUGCCUCAGAAGGUUUCAUGCUUAGGCUUGAACAAAAACAGAGCUUUUUGGCCUCGAGGACGCGUGCUUGGGGGAUCAAGCGUAUACAAUGCUAUGCAGUACACCCGUGGCAGUAGUUACGAGUACAAUGAAUGGGCUGCGAACGGUUGUACAGGGUGGAGUUACAAAGACGUAUUACCUUAUUUCUUGAAGUCUGAGGACAUUCAGAUAGAUGAACUGAAGUCAUCCAAAUAUCAUCACUCCGGUGGUCCCCUGGCUGUUUCCGGUGGGCGUGUUACUCAUCUGUCCGACCUGUACAUGAAAGCUGGACAAGAACUUGGGUUCAACAUCACGGACUACAAUGGCGCAGACCAAGAGGGCUUCAACCGGAUUCAAGUUACUGUCAGGAAAGGUGUUCGGGACGCAACCGGAUUAGCGUUUCUUGGACGUAUGGGAAAAAGACAGAAUCUUGACAUCGCUAUUGAAACUUUUGUUACCAAAGUUGACAUAAAGAACAAAGCUGCAAGAGGAGUGUUUUUUAUUCACAAUGGUAGGAAGGAAUACGUCGUAGCCCGAAAAGAAGUUAUUCUGUCAGCUGGUGCAAUAAAUUCGCCUCAGAUCCUUAUGCUUUCUGGUGUUGGACCAAAAGACCAUCUGCAGUCUUUAAACAUCUCUGUUUUAGCUGACGUCCCUGUCGGAAAUAAUAUGCAUGACCACCAGAUGGCGUUCAUGUUUAGUAAGAUAAAUAAACCAAUCAGCUUGUCCGAUGAUCUUGUGAACGGUUUCUGGACUCGGUUGAGAUAUACCUUAUUCGGCACUGGACCUUUAACAAUAGCAGGAUCUGAUGGCUCGGCGUUCUUUUACAAUGAUGAAUCAAAACGUGGCAAAACUAGUGCAGAUAUUCAAAUUAUAAUAUUCAGUAAGUUCCUUCCCCAGAAUUUGAACUAUUUCAACUUUAAAGACACUGUUGCAAAGGAAUACUUGGCAGAGAACGGUAAUGUCGAAGGAUUCAACUUUAUUGUAAGUGUAACGCAUCCAAAGAGUAGAGGUACUUUACGCCUGAAAAGCUCGGACCCCUUUGACUACCCGCUCCUUGAUCCCCAGUACCUCACAGACGAGAAAGACGUUGAAGAUUUCAUUGGAGGAAUUCGAAUGUGGGAAAAGUUUAUACAAACGAAAACUAUGAAAGAACUCGGUGCAGAUAUUAAUCAAAUGAAGAUGUCGUUUUGUUCUCAGCAUGAAUUCCGAUCAGACGCAUACUGGGAAUGUUUCGUGCGCCACCUAGCUGUGACUGUCUAUCAUCAUUCAUGCACGUGCAAAAUGGGCGCAGAUAAUGACCCGACUGCGGUUGUGGACUCAAAGCUUAAGGUUAAAGGUAUCAGAGGAUUGCGGGUCGUUGAUGCGUCCAUCUUUCCAACAGUUACCUCGGGAAACAUAAACGCUCCAGUAAUUAUGGUGGCGGAAAAAGCUGCUGAUAUAAUCCGUGGAAUAGAUUCUGUGAAAAGUAUCAGAAAAAAUUUACCUGAACAAAUUUAAGACAUAACUUAUUAACCCGUAGUUAGCGAAACUAAUAUGUUUCUUCAUGAAGUAUGACUAAGGACAUGUCACUGAACGAUUGCAUUAUAUUUGUGCAUUUCUUAUGUAACACCUAUAGUAAUCUGCCUACAUUUAUAAAGUAGUCGAUGUAGACAUUUGCUAAUGAUAUAACGUUGGUAAGUAUAAGUAUGGUGGCUUGUUUGUGCCUUUUCUGUAUUUCGGUUUGCAUCGAUGUUUGAUGUGACCUUUUCGCUAAUCAGUGUUUCCGAAAUGGCACAAAUAAAUUAGAAUCGUGGUAUACUAGUAUAACAGCUGCUAUAUAACAACAAGACAGGUGGACAAUUUAAGGCCCUACCUGAGGUAUUGUGUUUUCAUAACUUAUCUGCUGACUCGUUUUACCUCUUUUAUUCAGUCAAUCUUUUAUUCAGUAUAUUUCAUAUUAUACAGCUGCAUUAUUAUCUUACACUGUGGAAACAAAUUGUGGUUUAAACUUAAUCAGAUACACAAAGUACUGUGCAAUCAAUAAAACGUUUAGAUAGCAAGCUUAAAUUGGAAGUAAAUAAUGUCAUUUCUCAAUGUUUUGUAGUAGCACAAUAGGUGUCAGGUCCUUAAACAUUAUUUGAUAAACACAUAUUCGUAUAACAUUACAUGAAUGUAACAAUCUAUCUAUAAAUAGCCAUUGUUUAUGUUGUUGAUGUCGUUUUUGGUUGUUUGAAGGGUUUAUCACUGUCUUAGAUAUAAUAUAAAUGGCAGUUUGUUUAACUAAAUUCCACAUGUAUUUGAAGCUACUAGCUCACAGUUUUGGUAAAGUUUUUCAUCAUGUUCGAAUUCAUUUCCACCAGGUUUGGCAUAGAAAAUAUAUCUGACACUGAAAAAUGAUAAAGUUUGAAAAUAAAAGUUAGAUAUGGAUAAAAAUGCAAGAAGAAUGUAAAUAUUUUGCAUGAUUUCAAAGCGUUGCAACGGUUUACUACCUUCUGCACAAUAUUUUUAGUUAUUUCUAAGAAUAUCAUGCAAACAUCCUAUGUCAACAAGUUUGUACGAAAAAAGUUUGUGACGCGCCUAGUUCAUAAAGUAUUUUUUAUAAGUUGAUGAAACCUUGCAUAAGUCUUUAUAAUGAUAUAAACUUGCGCACCUUCUAUUUGUCGUCUGACUAUGCUCCCUACUUCCCCAGUUAUGUCCCCUGAAAAAGUCACAUAUGCAUUUUUACCCUGUGAAGCGCCUAGCUCAAGAAGUAUUUCAUAUAAAUUGGUGAAACCUUG